UCUACAGAUAUGUAUCACCUAAGUGCCCAGACUUCUCUUCUCAUUUUAAAUCCGUUCAACAUUCUUUGGUUCUUGAUCUCAGUUCAAUUCAGAUUUCCCUGCAUCGAAGCUCAAUAUGGUUGUUUAUCAGUGAAAUACAAAAUAUACUCGAAAGAAAUAAUAUAAAAAACUGUGUCCAACCAGUUCUACGCUCAUCGAGAACUUUGUGGAAAAAGUUGACCAGUUGGAAACCAUUCCAGAUUACGCCAGGGUCAGAGGAUUCACAGUGUACAUUUUUUAGCUCAGCUGUUAGAGUCCAUAGAUUCUCAGCCCUUCUUUGUGAUACAGAACAAGAGUUUAUGAAUCUUACUGUAUCCGAUACAGAGCUAGAUACAGUUUACAGGGCGAGUAGUAAACUCAUUCUGAGAGUUUUUAUCAGAAAUUUCCUUGUAGAAGAUCUUACUCAGUAUACACACUUUCCUAAGAUUAUGUGGCUUGAGGAAGGAAAUAUGCUUGAGAUGAGACUGGUUUUAAACCUGUCAAAGAAUGCCGAGAAUGGUGGAUUUCUUAAUAUUAAUAUUGGGAAUAUUCAUCUUCUUAUUCUUCACAGAGUUUACAGGCUUCUGCAGAUGUACUGUGCUCCUGUACCCCUGAAUCUGAUCUAUCUGAAGCUAAGAAAGAUUAAGAAUAAACUACCUUCUCCUUCCUUCUCCCCUAUACCGUCUCUAGGACUGAAAGUCAGCAUGGAGGGACCAACGUUUAUAAUUCCAGUCUCUAGAGAUACUCAAGAUACAAUAUCUGUCUAUUCAGGACGAACAACGAUUGAAAACUUCAAAUGCGAAGACAGGUAUCAAAGCAUUCUGGUGGACACUGUUGGAGCUCAAGAUAAAAUGUGCAUAUUUGACAUGAAUGUUUACAGUAUAAAAUGA
This is a messenger RNA of Eurytemora carolleeae, 908 nucleotides long. RefSeq lists its product as uncharacterized. NCBI's taxonomy places the organism in Eukaryota, Metazoa, Arthropoda, Copepoda, Calanoida, Temoridae. The transcript has 13 exons. The coding region runs from base 339 to 908 and encodes 189 amino acids. The record is from RefSeq and is a predicted model, not a curated record.